This is a messenger RNA of Coniophora puteana RWD-64-598 SS2, 1995 nucleotides long. RefSeq lists its product as uncharacterized. Lineage: Eukaryota; Fungi; Basidiomycota; Agaricomycetes; Boletales; Coniophoraceae. Bases 15 to 1838 code for a protein of 607 amino acids. The transcript is spliced from 3 exons. The record is from RefSeq and is a predicted model, not a curated record.
CCGUGCCAUCCCCCAUGCAUCGCGUCUUGACCAUACAUGAGCUCAUACAGCACAUUUUUGGCUGCUUAAAUGACCACUUCAGUAACGUAACGGGGUCUGGAAACGAGCGCACCCUCUCCGCCCUGGCGAGGACCUGCCAGACGUUCAAAGAGCCUGCACUCAACGUACUUUGGGAGAAAAUCGCCAGCCUCGAUCCACUCAUCAAGUGUUUGCCAAAAGAUGCGUGGAAGGUUGAAGAAGACCCUGAAGCUGGGUGGAUGCAACAGAGGUUCAUGCCGAUAUUCGCCCGCCCCUUGACUGAGGGCGAUUGGCUGAUCAUCAGGGAAUACGCACCCCGCGUGCGUCGCUUCUGCAUGACAGGACUUCAUCGGUCCUAUUCGGAUGUUAUGUUUGAGCUUAGCUUGGCAUCCCGCGACAUGCACCCACUAUUCCCCAACUUAAAGCAUCUAGAAUGGAUUUCAAUGCCUUCUGACUUCCGGCCAUAUUUGCGGAUGUUUCUUCCAGCUGCCCUUGAAUCCCUAACCUACAUCAUCAGCUCGCGGGACGAGGGAAGGGCCGAUAUCUCGAUGCUCGCAGCCAUCGGGACUUUCUGCCCGGGGCUCAAGGAAGUGACUGUUGACUUCUCCGAUGUUGCUGAAGGAGGAGUCGAAGCUUUCUCUCGGUCAGUUGGCUGCUGGAAGGACUUGACCAUACUUCGCUGUGGGUGGAUGACCGAUGCCGCGCUCAUUCAUAUCGCCUCCUCACCGACAUUACGCAAGCUAUCCAUCACGUUACCCUCGGUGACGUCCUUCCGCGACGUCAGGUCCCAGAUAGAGGGCGAAGCAUUCAAGAACCUGACCACUUUAAGGGCCAUCGCAGUCAACCUUGACGUCUUCACCGCAUUUGCCACCCACAUGGAGUUAUCUCUGGUAGACGUCACGCUUUGGAUCGUGGAGAAUGACUUCUCUGAGAGUGCGAAGGACUCUUUCAUGGCACUCGCUAGCGGCAGUCGUUCAUUGCUCAGCCUUCACGUCGCCAGCUAUGAUGAUAGUGCCAUCCUCACAUCGUCAGAUUACUUCCAUGCCGUCCACGGGCGCACCGCAACUAUCUCAACGUUUGAACCACUUUUCAAGUUCCAGCAGUUGCGCGUGCUAGACUUGUCUGUUCGAUGUUCACUAAAGCUCGACGAUCACGACGUAAUCGAGCUUGCGCAUUCAUUCCCCCUCCUUGAGGGCCUACUCCUCAACGCUGACUACGGGUGGGGGGUGCCCUCGUCUGUUACGUUCAUUGGCCUUUCUUCUGUGGUCAAUAUCUGCCCAAAGCUGAAUAAACUAGCGAUUGAAUUUGAUGCAACGGCUGCGUCACUAGACCUCAAUCAACCUACAUCAAACGCGACCUCACCGAACGCGACCAUAAGGACUCUCCUCAUCGGAAACUCGCAGAUCGACGAUCCAAUAGUCGCAGCAAGAGCGUUGUUUACCAUCUUCCCAAAUCUCAAUAGAAUAGAGGGGUGGAGCUCCCGACGUCUACGAAGCGAUGAUCAUAACUGGAUGAGGGACCGGAGGCGAUUCACGAGGCGUUGGGACAGCGCUCAGCUCAUCAUCCAUCGACUUCGCUCGAGAAACCCAACCAAUAUACAUGAAGACGAGAGUUUCGAUGACUUAGUGCCAUCGGAUAGCACAGACGUCAGCGAAGACGAUGACACCGACGACAUGGACGAUCCCGGAGAUGACUUCAGUGAGGAGGACCAGCUGGGAUUGGUAUUUGAUGACGAUGAUGGAUUUGAAGACGAAGCAAGUGAUCAAGAAUUCGAGGAUGAAAACGUAGAGGAGGACGCAUUCGGGGACGAGGACGCUUGAAGGCGAGGGGAACUAAACCGUGAUCGUGGGGGAAACUUUCAGCGGAACUUAGAGCUCACCUAGUUCUUCUCUGCGACUUCCUUUGCUACCCUUCCAGGUGACAUGUCUGUUUUCUGCCAUGCACCGAGGUAUCUACCGCUUUUGACACAAUCUUGUC